GAGCAUGAUUUUGUUUUUAGCAAAUAGAAAGCCAAAGCAGAGCAUUCUUGUAAGGAAUCGUCUCCCCUUUCAAUCUCGUCUCUCCUCCGGCAGCCUCAUCCUCUCCCUCUCUCUCUCUCUCUCGCUCUCUCCCCCUCUCUCUCUUCCCUUGGAGACUGUCGGGAUCUCUGUCUUUAUCUAUUUAUUUAUAAAUCCAGAUCCCAUUUCCUAAAAAUCGUCGCAUAAUUAAAAUCUCCUCUGUUUUCGACAAUUCUUGAAAUGGGCGCUUACAGAGCCGAUGAUGAUUACGAUUACCUGUUCAAGGUGGUGCUGAUCGGCGACUCCGGCGUCGGAAAAUCCAAUCUCUUGUCCCGUUUCACCCGAAACGAAUUCAGCCUCGAGACCAAAUCGACCAUCGGUGUUGAAUUCGCUACCCGUAGUAUUCGCGUCGAUGACAAGAUCGUCAAGGCUCAGAUUUGGGACACUGCCGGCCAAGAAAGGUACCGAGCGAUUACGAGCGCGUAUUAUAGGGGAGCGGUAGGAGCAUUGAUAGUGUACGACGUGACGCGGCACGUGACAUUUGAGAAUGUGGAGAGAUGGCUGAAGGAGUUAAGAGGGCACACGGAUCACAACAUAGUGAUAAUGCUGGUAGGGAACAAAGCGGAUUUGCGGCACCUGAGGGCAGUGUCGAUGGAGGACGCGCAGGCAUUUGCAGAGAGGGAGAGAACAUAUUUCAUGGAGACAUCAGCAUUAGAGUCAUUCAACGUCGAGAAUUCCUUCACGGAGGUUCUCACGCAGACCUACAGAGUGGUGAGCAGGAAGAUCCUUGACAUUGGAGAUGAUCCCACAGUCCUGCCUAAGGGACAGACCAUUGACAUUGGCUCCAAGGAUGAUGUCUCUGCCGUUAAGAAGGCUGGCUGCUGUUCUUCAUAACAAUCUUCAAAAUACUUAAAAUCAAUUCAUUCCUCAAAUGGGUCUCUCUUUAAUUUUGGUUUUGUUUUGUUUUCUAAAUUUUGUUUGGUUUUUUAUUUUUUUUGUUGGGGAAAUGUUAAAUGAUCAUGUGUGUUCCUUGGAAUGCAUAAUUUCUAGUGCUGUUUUUAGGUAGGCUGUACCUAUGAAUUUGAUGGAUGCUUAGAACAACAACAACAA
Molecule: messenger RNA, 1128 nt
Organism: Cucurbita maxima (winter squash)
Lineage: Eukaryota; Viridiplantae; Streptophyta; Magnoliopsida; Cucurbitales; Cucurbitaceae
Product: ras-related protein RABA1f-like
Exons: 2
Coding region: 259-912 (217 amino acids)
Cellular component (GO): endosome
Molecular function (GO): GTP binding; GTPase activity
Source: RefSeq, a predicted model, not a curated record